GUUGGGUUGAUGUUGACCAUGUGAUAACAAGGAAGAUGCAACUCCUGGCGGAGGCUGAGCAUUUGAAGCCAGCUUUCAUGAAGGGGAUUGACAGUCAUUUUACGGAAUUCGUAGAUGGCUUGGUUUCAAAGUCAGUGCUGCUGGAGUCGUCACCAUCUGCCUUCCCAACUGUGCGUUCAGAGAAAGACAGCUCCAAAACCAAAGGCUUGAGAGCACCUCCAGAACAUGGAAAAGUCUUUGUUCCUAGGAAAUCUCUCUUGGAUGAGCUGUUUGAAGUGGACCACAUCCGAACCAUCUACCACAUGUUUAUUGCCAUCCUCAUCCUCUUCAUUCUUAGCACCCUUGUGGUAGACUUCAUUGAUGAAGGAAGGUUGGUGCUUGACUUUGACCUCUUGGUUUACAGUUUUGGCAAGUUCUCUGUUGUUGCUCCUACCUGGCUGUGCAUGUUCUUGUCCUCUCUGGCAGUACCCUAUGGCCUCUUCUGCCAGUGGGCCCAAGGCUACCAUAAUUCCUCUCAUAAGACAGUCCGCUCCUUCUUUUUUGGAACACUCCACAUGCUCUUCCAGAUGCUUGGACUUGGACUCGGACCGACUUGGGUUGCUAUGGCCUACGAUCUUCCACCAGCCUCUGGGUUCAUAGUCAUACUUGAGCAGGUACGCUUUGGUAUCUGA
Molecule: messenger RNA, 671 nt
Organism: Gekko japonicus
Lineage: Eukaryota; Metazoa; Chordata; Lepidosauria; Squamata; Gekkonidae
Product: sterol O-acyltransferase 1-like
Exons: 5
Biological process (GO): cholesterol efflux; cholesterol metabolic process
Cellular component (GO): endoplasmic reticulum membrane
Molecular function (GO): cholesterol binding; fatty-acyl-CoA binding; cholesterol O-acyltransferase activity
Source: RefSeq, a predicted model, not a curated record